Messenger RNA from Rotaria sordida, 983 nucleotides. Lineage: Eukaryota; Metazoa; Rotifera; Eurotatoria; Philodinida; Philodinidae. The record is from the annotation of a GenBank genome assembly.
AAAAACUUGUUUAUCUUAGAUAUUCAACAACAAUUUCAUCACGAUAUCAUGGUAGAAAUCGACCUCGUGGCAGACAACAUGAAUUACCAUUAGGACUUGACCAAGCAUUAUCAUCCAGCAGUCUAAAUUCAGAUUCAACAAUGGCAUUAGAUACUUUUACGGUAACACUUCAUUUAAACGCAAAUAACUAUUUGGGUAUUAGUAUUGUUGGUCAAACCGAUAAAACAGGUUUAACUGAUGGAGGAAUUUAUGUUAGUUCCAUAACGAAAGGAGGUGUAGUUGCAGAAGAUGGUCGUAUUGAGCCAGGCGAUAUGAUUCUUCAAGUAAAUGAUAUUAGUUUUGAAAAAUUAUCAAAUGAUGAUGCUGCUGAAAUUCUACGUGAAGCUUGCAAAACACCUGGAUUAAUUAAAUUAGUUGCAGCUAAAUGUUGGGAUUCAACUCCACGAGAUUAUUUUACAUUACCUUGUCAUGAACAAGCACGUCCUGUUGAUCCAUCAUCAUGUCAUGCACAUACACAAGCUGUACAAAAUACAUAUGAUAAUUCUCAACAACAAAUCUUACCUCAUAAUCGACAAUCAUUACUUAAUUCAAAAGCAAAUAUGAGUUCAACCAUAUCAAGUACAAAUAAUACAAUGGUUAAUAAUGAACGUUUUAGUCUUGAUCUUACUUAUAUGAUUGGUUCUGAUAUGGAUACUUUUGUACGACCUAUGGCUAAACCUGCUUCAGGUUCUGAUUUAGUUACUUGGUUAUUUAAAAAUGUCGAUGGAUUUCUUGUUCGAGAUGAUGCAAGAUUCUAUGCCUCAAAAAUGCUUAAAAUAGGUUAUAUUAGACAUCCGUUUCAUAAAUUACAAUUUGGUGAAAAGAGUUAUUAUGUUUUUCGUAAUAUUUAUUCACAAAAUAUUUCUCGAUUAAAACUUCAUGAAAAAUCUAAGGAUUAUGAAUCUAUUUCUGCUCGAUCAAGUAUUAUUGAUGGUCAUAGUUAG